UCUUGCGCGAGCACGCAUGGCCGCGUAGUCAGAGCAUUAAGCUCGCAAAGAUAACAUUUUCAUAACAUACGCCCCUUAGGGGUAUAGUUUAUAAAUAAACCCCAAAUGUGGUAAUACUGCGUUAACCACCAUGACGUAUUCCGGAAGUAAUGUUGCCGACAUCGGCCUCGCCAUGCAGAAAUUCGGUGUGUACGACUACAUGGUGUUCCUCGCAAUGUUAUCCCUUUGCAUUGUGAUUGGACUGUAUUUUGCUUACAAAGGCAAAAAACACACCGCACAGGACUACCUGGUGGGAGGGCGAGCGAUGAAUACGUUGCCGGUGGCAAUGUCCUUGAUUGCGAGCUGGGUAAGCGGAAUUUCUUUGUUGGGCAUUCCGACGGAGAACUAUGUGUAUGGCAUGCAGUAUGUAUAUAUCUGCGUUGGGGUAAUUCUGUGUGCCAUUAUUGCCCAGACUGUGUAUCUACCUGUGUUUCACAACUUACAAAUUACGUCAACGUAUGAGUAUUUGGAGCGUCGAUUUGAUAAAAAAGUGAGAAUCUUUGGAAGUGUUCUAUUUACCAUUGGCUUGAUUGUAUGGCUUCCCGUGGUGAUUUAUGUUCCUGCUUUGGCUUUCAAUCAAGUAACUGGCGUCAAUGUGCACUUGAUCACACCUGUCGUAUGCAUCAUUUGUAUAUUUUACACUUCAAUCGGAGGGAUUAAAGCAGUGGUAUGGACAGACGUCAUUCAAACAAUCAUAAUGAUCGGUGCGAUGCUUUUGGUCGCGAUCAAAGGCACCAUGGACAUCGGAGGAUUUGGUCUUGUCCUUGACCGAAACCUACAGAGCAAUCGGAUUGAAUUACCAAAUUUAGAUAUAAAUCCUCUGUCAAGACACACGUUAUGGACUCUUGCUAUGGGUGGUUCCUUCCACAUUCUCCAAUCAAGCAUCGUUAAUCAAAACAUGAUUCAACGCUACUUGUCACUACCAACUUUAAAAGACGUUAAUACAGCCCUGUGGAUAUUUGUCGUCGGACUAUGUUUCAUCGUAUGUCUGGGAUGCUACAGCGGUCUGCUUAUCUACGCGACGUUUUACAAUUGCGAUCCACUCACCACGAUGCUUGCGCGAGAAAAGGACCAGCUGCUGCCACUGUUGGUGAUGGAGGUCCUUGGCAAUUAUCCCGGACUGCCUGGAUUAUUCAUUGCUGGGAUUUUCAGCGCGGCUUUGAGCUCAUUAUCCACAGGACUUAAUUCAAUGGCAGCUGUGGUAUUAGAAGACUUCUAUAAAACAUGCUUCAAGAAGAAAUUGACCGAUGAACAGACUUACAUUUUGAUGAAAUCCAGUGUUGUUGUUUUGGGCGUCAUUUGUGUGGUAUUAGUAUUUUUGGUUGAGAAAAUGGGCGCCGUACUACAGUUGACAGCUAGUAUAGGAGCCAUUUCAGCCGGGCCAUGUUUAAGUCUUUUCACAAUGGGAAUAUUAUUGCCAUGGAUUGGUGCGAAAGCGGCAUUAAUUGGUAGUGUGAGUGGUCUUGGUCUGAUGAGUUGGCUCUGUCUGAGCGCUCAAGCAGCGAUCGCGUCCGGGGAUAUUUAUUUCCCCGAAAAAUCAGUGUCGACGGAAGGAUGUCAUUAUCAUUUCACUCCGAAAUUGUCCAGAAGCAUGCACUUUAACAAUACAAUGAAUGCAAACGUAUUACACACCGACGAAACAUUUAUGCUGUAUAGAUUAUCGUAUUUAUGGUAUACGUUUGUUGGAGCUGUUGUGUCCAUUGUUAUCGCGAUAUUGAUGACUUUGUUAGUGACGAAAAUUCAGGAUCCUGCUGAUGUGGAUCCGCAACUUCUGGCGCCGUUUAUACGACGUUUCGUUUCGAAUAGAAAGUAUCCUAAUCAGCCAAGGGAUGGAAUUAUUUAUGCAUAUGAGACUACAACUGCGACUAUUAAUCGACGAAAUGCGAAGGAAGCAGAUCAAGACGCCGGAGCGUAAUGAAUGUGAUUAUUAUUUUAUUUAUCUCGUUAUUUAUUUAGUGAAAUGAAAGAAAACGCUCGAAAUUAAAAUUAAUCUAUGUAGAAAA
Messenger RNA from Dalotia coriaria, 2042 nucleotides. Its product is annotated as sodium-coupled monocarboxylate transporter 1-like. The coding region runs from base 131 to 1954 and encodes 607 amino acids. The record is from RefSeq and is a predicted model, not a curated record. Gene Ontology annotation, cellular component: membrane. Gene Ontology annotation, molecular function: symporter activity. The transcript is spliced from 13 exons. NCBI's taxonomy places the organism in Eukaryota, Metazoa, Arthropoda, Insecta, Coleoptera, Staphylinidae. Gene Ontology annotation, biological process: sodium ion transport; transmembrane transport.